AGUAGGGAAGGAACUCCUGCCUAGAAUUUUCCUAAUGGAGCAGAAAGAGAAUGUGAGAGAGAAUGAGGGAUGCUUUUUCCCUUUUGCUUUUGUGUGUAACGUUGUAUGAUAAGUAAUAACCAGCCUUUUCCAGUCAAUACCCAGUUCAUUUUCUAGACUCCUUGUCUCUCUUUCUCUCUCUUGAGUGCUCACCCAUUCCCCAUCAGAGAGUAUUCUCCUGUUUUUUUUUUAAUCCUUCAUUUUGGUGAUGCUUUCAACAGAGAUACCGACAGAGAAACAAAUCUAAGUUAUGAAGUGAUUGAUUUCAUGUUCUGGGGAAGGCCUUGGCUUCAAAAAAGCCUAACUCCGUCAUUUUGUUUGAGCUUUCAACCUUUCAGAAGCUGGAUUCAGAGCAGUUGGAUGGUGGGUUCAUCUUAGUCAAUUGAGGUAGAAGACCCUUUUCCUUGUAUGCAAAUUUUGUAAUCUUUUCAUUCUCCUUUCUGGGUGUGGAAAAAAGAUCAAUUUUUUGCACUCAUGAGGGACUUCCCUUCUUGUUUCGGCGAAAAUGGAGUUCAGGUUGCUGAUUCUUCUUCAUCAAGUACUGCUAGAACUGCCCAAAAUCUGGUGACUUGUGUGUAUCAGUGUAGACUUCGGGGUAAAUGGUGUUUAAUCACCAUUACAUGGACCAAAAAUUUGAUGGGUCAGGGCCUUAGUGUUGGAAUCGAUGAUUCUUCCAAUCAAUGUCUAUGCAAAGUUGAUAUAAAACCCUGGUUGUUCUCUAAGAGAAAAGGAUGUAAGAAUCUAGAGGUGGAUUCUAGUAAAAUUGACAUGUAUUGGGACUUAUCUGCAGCAAAAUUCGGUUCUGGGCCAGAGCCAUUGGAGGGUUUCUAUUUGGCUGUUGUCUUCAACCAAGAACUGGCCUUACUUCUUGGGGAUUUGAAGAAGGAAGCAUGUAAGAAGAUAAACUCCCCCCCUGUUCCUUCCACUGCCGUUCUCAUUGCCAAGAGAGAGCAUCUAUUUGGGAAGAGACUUUACUUUGCCAAGGCUCAAUUUUGUGAUAAGGGUCAGAUGCAUGAUAUCAUGAUUGAAUGUGACACAGUUGGGGUCACUGAACCUUGCCUUCUAAUCCGGAUUGACAGUAAGAUGGUGAUGCAGGUGAAGCGCCUCCAAUGGAAGUUCAGGGGCAACCACACCAUUUUGGUGGAUGGGCUUCCCAUUGAAGUAUUUUGGGAUGUUCAUAAUUGGCUCUUUGGAAAUGCCAUUGGCAAUGCUGUGUUCAUGUUCCAGAGUUGCCUCUCUGCUGAGAAGUUGUGGGCCUGCCAAUCGAUCUCCUCCGAUCCCUCUGUACUGGCUUGGUCUUGGUCUGAAAAAUUUAGAGACACUCAAUUACAAGGUCUUGGUUUUUCAUUGAUAUUGUAUGCUUGGAAGAAUGAAUAGAAGUCUACUCCUUCCUCUUUGAGUGCUAACAAAUACUUUUUGAGUGAUUAUUUUUAUUAACGAUGUGAUUGAAAUACCUUUGAUGCAAGUUAUAAGUGAAUCCAUUGUUUUUCCUCA
Messenger RNA from Vitis vinifera (wine grape), 1533 nucleotides. RefSeq lists its product as uncharacterized. NCBI's taxonomy places the organism in Eukaryota, Viridiplantae, Streptophyta, Magnoliopsida, Vitales, Vitaceae. Bases 514 to 1416 code for a protein of 300 amino acids. The record is from RefSeq and is a predicted model, not a curated record. The transcript has a single exon.